GGCUGUGCAGGCUUGAAUGGUUCUCUGUGUCCUGCUCUGAGAUCUGCUGUUGGGUGCAUUGAGGGGACCUCAGGAAGCUCUGAGAUUUAGACAUGGAUGCAGUGACUUUUGACGAUGUGCAUGUGAACUUCACUAAAGAAGAAUGGAAUUUGCUGGAUCCUUCCCAGAUGAAUCUCUACAAAGAUGUUAUGUUGGAGACCUACUGGAACCUUACUUCUAUAGGUUACAAAUGGGAAGACCAUCACAUUGAAGAACCAUGUCAAAGUUCUCGAAGACAUACAAGAAGUCAUAGUUGGAAGAAACUCUAUGAAUGUAAUCAAUGUGGUAAAGCCUUUUCCUCUCACAGUAGUCUCAGAUAUCAUAAAAGAACCCAUACUGGAGAGAAACCUUAUGAAUGUAAUCAUUGUGGUAAAGCCUUUGCAACACCCAGUCAUCUCCAAAGACAUAAAAGAACCCAUACUGGAGAGAAACCUUAUGAAUGUAAUCAAUGUGGUAAAGCCUUUGUAAGACCCUCUGAUCUCCAAUGUCAUAAAAGAAGCCAUACUGGAGAGAAACCUUAUGAAUGUAAUCAAUGUGGGAAAGCCUUUUCCUGUCACAGUAGUCUCAUAUAUCAUAAAAGAACACAUACUGGAGAGAAACCUUAUGAAUGUAAUCAAUGUGGUAAAGCCUUUUCCUCUCACAGUAGUCUCAGAUAUCAUAAAAGAACACAUACUGGAGAGAAACCUUAUGAAUGUAAUCAAUGUGGUAAAGCCUUUUCCUCUCACAGUAGUCUCAGAUAUCAUAAAAGAACCCAUACUGGAGAGAAACCUUAUGAAUGUAAUCAUCGUGGUAAAGCCUUUGCAACACCCAGUCAUCUCCAAAGACAUAAAAGAACCCAUACUGGAGAGAAACCUUAUGAAUGUAAUCAAUGUGGUAAAGCCUUUGUAAGACCCGCUGAUCUCCAAUGUCAUAAAAGAAGCCAUACUGGAGAGAAACCUUAUGAAUGUAAUCAAUGUGGUAAAGCCUUUUCCUCUCACAGUAGUCUCAGAUAUCAUAAAAGAACACAUACUGGAGAGAAACUUUAUGAAUGUAAUCAAUGUGGUAAAGCCUUUUCCUCUCACAGUAGUCUCAGAUAUCAUAAAAGAACCCAUACUGGAGAGAAACCUUAUGAAUGUAAUCAUUGUGGUAAAGCCUUUGCAACACCCAGUCAUCUCCAAAGACAUAAAAGAACCCAUACUGGAGAGAAACUUUAUGAAUGUAAUCAUUGUGGUAAAGCCUUUGUAAGACCCGCUGAUCUCCAAUGUCAUAAAAGAAGCCAUACUGGAGAGAAACCUUAUGAAUGUAAUCAAUGUGGUAAAGCCUUUGUAGCAACUACUACUCUCCGAAGACAUAAAAGAACCCAUACUGGAGAGAAACCUUAUGAAUGUAAUCAAUGUGGUAAAGCCUUUUCCUGUCACAGUAGUCUCAUAUAUCAUAAAAGAACACAUACUGGAGAGAAACCUUAUGAAUGUAAUCAAUGUGGUAAAGCCUUUUCCUGUCACAGUAGUCUCAGAUAUCAUGAAAGAACCCAUACUGGAGAGAAACCUUAUGAAUGUAAUCAUUGUGGUAAAGCCUUUGCAAGACCUACUACUCUUGAAUUUCAUAAAAGAAGCCAUACUGGAGAGAAACCUUAUGAAUGUAAUCAUUGUGGGAAAGCCUUUUCCCGUCAAAAUAGUCUCAGAUAUCAUAAAAGAACCCAUACUGGAGAGAAACCUUAUGAAUGUAAUCAAUGUGGUAAAGCCUUUUCCUGUCACAGUGGUCUCAUAUAUCAUAAAAGAACCCAUACUGGAGAGAAACCUUAUGAAUGUAAUCAAUGUGGUAAAGCCUUUGCUACAUCCAGUCAUCUCCAAUAUCAUAAAAGAACCCAUACUGGAGAAAACCUCAUGAACAUAAUC
Messenger RNA from Mus musculus (house mouse), 1913 nucleotides. Its product is annotated as predicted gene, 17353. Lineage: Eukaryota; Metazoa; Chordata; Mammalia; Rodentia; Muridae. The annotation marks the transcript as partial. The transcript is spliced from 5 exons. The record is from RefSeq and is a predicted model, not a curated record.